CAUUCCCAUUCACUUAACACAUUAUAACACCAUUCAGAAGUUUGCAUUUCCUGCAUCUCACAGUUUCCACAGCUAGAUUUUAGGGUUAAAACUUCUAAACACAAAAUGGAAGCUAGCACAAAAACAAAGAAAGGAGCCGGAGGAAGGAAGGGAGGAGGACCAAGGAAGAAGUCGGUAACAAGAUCUAUCAGAGCCGGUCUUCAAUUUCCCGUCGGUAGAAUCGGCCGUUACUUGAAGAAAGGUAGAUAUGCUCAGCGUGUUGGUACUGGUGCUCCUGUUUACUUAGCUGCUGUUCUAGAAUAUCUCGCUGCUGAGGUGCUUGAGUUGGCUGGAAAUGCAGCACGUGACAACAAGAAGAAUAGAAUUAUUCCUAGACAUGUGUUGUUGGCUGUGAGGAACGAUGAAGAGCUUGGAAAAUUGCUUGCUGGUGUUACUAUUGCUCAUGGUGGUGUUCUUCCUAAUAUCAACCCAAUACUAUUGCCUAAGAAGACUGAAAAAGCUGCCAAGGAACUUCCGUCUCCAUCUAUGGCGAAGAAAUCUCCAAAGAAAGCUUAGAUUGUUGAUGUGCGAUUUGUUAGGAUCAUUUUGUGUGUAUAUCUGCGCUUAGAUCUUUCUUUUAUAAUAGAAUGAUUUAAUGCGUUUGAAACAAUGUAAUUUUGAUUCACUGUCUCCAUUUAGUAUUAAUAUGAAUAUGAUCAAUUCACUUGAAAUAUUAUUUGUUAAUUUA
Molecule: messenger RNA, 727 nt
Organism: Cicer arietinum (chickpea)
Lineage: Eukaryota; Viridiplantae; Streptophyta; Magnoliopsida; Fabales; Fabaceae
Product: probable histone H2A.1
Cellular component (GO): nucleosome
Molecular function (GO): DNA binding; structural constituent of chromatin; protein heterodimerization activity
Source: RefSeq, a predicted model, not a curated record